AUGUCGGACGAGCUUAUAAAAGUGGUUAAUUUUGAUGGUUUCAUUAGCCAUGUCAGUGAUUCCGGUGAAGGUUCUGAAGUUAUUAUUUAUGUGGCGCACGUUGUUAGCGAUGAUUCCAGAAUACAAGAAGGAGGCAAAACCGGAGCAGCACAGGAUUUGUUUAAUUGUGAAGAUCAUGUCAGCAACAACGACAAUAAUUUUGGUACUAUAUUUACAAUUCGGGUUGGACAGUGUGUGGAACGUGUUGCUGCAAAGGAUAUUUCUGAAAAUGAAAGAUUAACAAAGGUUCGUUUGAUUGAUAAGGGAAUCGAUGUUGAAGUGGAACGAAAUGCAUUAUUUCCAUCGACUUCAUGUGAUAAAAUUGAUACCGACUGUAUGUGUCCCAUUUUGGUUAUUGAUGCUGGUGAAGAGCAAAGAGAAGUGGCAGCGCAAAUUAGCGGGCGUGAAUGUCGCUGCAUUAACGGUAACUUAGUCGUGAUCCCGUCUGUGGGACUUUGUGUUAAAGGUCGAUUACUGGUUUCUUAUGGAAACGGUGGAUAUGCAGAAUUAAAAGAUAUCAGUCUAGUACCAGCAGAAGGACAAGAAAAAUUUACUAUGGAGGAUAUAUCGGAGUCGAAUGUCAACAUGUCACCAAUGCCAAAGCAUACAGAACCCUUUCGCUAUCAUUGUGAUUCGAUUGCAUGCCGUAGAAAUGCGCUUGGUGGUAAUGGUGAAAAAUAUGAACAAGGAGAAUACGAUGAUAUGAUGAAUGCAUAUGGAAAUGAAGCGUGCACUUUCACUGAAAACCAUUUUACAAAUCAAUGCAAUAAUCAGUUUGAUAGGAAUUCAGCAGCUGUAGGAAACGGCAUGUCUUUUGAUCGCCGUAACUAUGAUGAAGGCUUUCCUGGUGCUAGGUUUGAUUGUGAUCGCGAAGAGAUGGAUGACAUGUACGUCAUGGAGUCGAGAUCUGAUCUGCCAUACAAACAACACGCAUUUAAAGAAUAUGUGCCGUAUGUCUAUCCCCGUACAAUGCGCAUUCGUUUUGAUAAAAUUGAUUCAUCACUAGCUGAUACCUUUUCAGUUUUCGAACCGAACAUCUUUACAACCGUAGAAAGAAUUCUUCAUGAAGGACGACAACGCUACAGUACUUGCCCACAAUUUGACAUGUCACUGGUUCACCAGUUAAACGGAGUGGGUUGUUUGGUGAAAGCGAGCGUUGACAGUGGUUGUCGCUCUUUGUGUCGUGCUGAAAUAAUCAAAUUUGCGAACAGCACAAAUAGAUUCUCUGUAUACUUGGUUGACUAUGGUUUUUACAAAUGGAUUAAAUUCAAUGAUGUAUUUGACAUAUCAGUGAUUAACAAGAGAGAUAAAAUUCUAUUCUUACCGGUAGCUUUGUUUCACUGUCGACUUGAGAAAUGUGCAAAUGGAAUUCGUUUGCAGCAUUUGGAAAAAGGUGGCGAAUAUGAAAUUACCAUCAAAUCACGAGAUUCAGAAGGCAUUUUCAACGUGCACAUUGAUCGAAUCGAUGAUGAUGAUGGUAAUGAAGACACACUGACGAACACCCGCGAUUCACUUGUUUCAUUUAAUUUUAACGGAUACAGUAAUUUCUUUGCUCCAUGGUGUUCCUGCUCAUCAUUGCAAUGUAUUAGCAGUGCAUUUCUGAGAGCAUUCCAAAGAAAUAUGGAAAUUGGUGAAGUAUUGCGCAGAAAUUCUUUGAUGAGCACAAUGAUAACAAAUAUACCUUUCGGCACCUGGCCAGGUAUUUGUGGAUUUGGUAUUCCAUAUCCUAUGAUCAUGCCUGUAAUGGUGCCAACAAUACUUAAUUUUGGUGAGAUAAUCAGCAGAAACCAGGGAAACCGAUCGUUUGCACAGUUUGGUCAAGGUGAUAAUGCAAGGGAUUCGUUUUUCAUAAAUAAAGAUAUGCGCACCUCAUACAGAAGAGGUUAUGAUCGCUCCUGGAACUGUGAGGAAGGUAGAUAUCGUCCAAUUGAGUGCAACAGAGAGUUCGAUUAUAAUGACAAUUUCGAAGAAAGCAUUAACUUGCAAAAUCGAAAUACUUUUGGCCAAACAUUUCAUCGAAAUAACGGUUGUUGGGGUAGACGAGGAGAGAGAAAUAUUACAAACAGAGGUUGUCGAUCUGGAAAAUACGGUCCUCAUAUUAACACUGACGAUUUGAAUGCAGCUCACGAAAACUUUUCUUCGGACGGUCCUGAAUAUGCCAACCCUGAUAUGGAGAAUAAGCGAAGCGAACCAAUUGCGUGUUCAGAAAGCAGCGAACAGGAAUUACCGCCGCAACAAAACCAACAUGUAAAUCCACUCGCAGAUUUUGACAAGAACACAACCGGAAAUGAAUCUUAA
Molecule: messenger RNA, 2337 nt
Organism: Brugia malayi
Lineage: Eukaryota; Metazoa; Nematoda; Chromadorea; Rhabditida; Onchocercidae
Exons: 19
Coding region: 1-2337 (778 amino acids)
Source: RefSeq, a predicted model, not a curated record